This is a messenger RNA of Bicyclus anynana (squinting bush brown), 1090 nucleotides long. Its product is annotated as UDP-glucosyltransferase 2-like. NCBI's taxonomy places the organism in Eukaryota, Metazoa, Arthropoda, Insecta, Lepidoptera, Nymphalidae. The transcript has a single exon. Gene Ontology annotation, molecular function: UDP-glycosyltransferase activity. The record is from RefSeq and is a predicted model, not a curated record. Bases 61 to 1026 code for a protein of 321 amino acids.
GGUAGUUCGAAGAUACAUCCAGUACUGUUUCAGCAGUGGUCGUGAAGACACUCGAGUGAGAUGAAACGUUUUAUAUUUAUAAUUUUCUCCGUCAUUCUGCUCUGUUGCCAUGGUGAAGCGGCGAAUAUCCUCGGUUUAUUCCCCAUCACAGUGCGAAGUCACCACAUGGUUUACGAGCCAUAUCUGAAACGACUCGCGGAGCGCGGUCACAACAUGACCGUGGCAUCUUUCUUCCCCGUAAAAGAUCCACCCGCAAAUAUCCACGGGAUCAGCUUGCAAGGAAUUGACGAAACACGAUUUGAACAGAUCAACUUAAACGCCUUAGAAAGCAAGAGUUCCUUAUAUAACAUUCCGAUGUUAGAACGCGUUGUAAAAUGCAUUUUUACGCAGGAAACAUUCUCUGCAUCGAAUGCAAGAAUUUGUGAGCGCCUGGUCGAUUUCCAACCGUUUAUUGAUGCUCUGAAAGGUGAAUACGAUCUGGUUUUGACGGAGCAUUUUUUGGGCGAUUGUGCGUUGGCUUUGUAUCGUUUGUACGGUGGAAAAGCACCGAUAUUAGCUGUGGCGACCGGGGCACGCAUGCCUUGGACAAUGGAACGCAUCGGUGCAGUCGACAAUCCCUCCUACGUGCCCAUCGUAACGUCCACAUUCAAAUCGGAAAUGUCCUUUAUGGAACGAAUGGAGAAUACGUUGUUGAGCAUUUGUUUAAAUGAAUGGUUUACACGGCAAAUUACGAUGAAAGAGAAAAAGAUAUUAGAGACAAGAUUCGGCAACAUUCCAGACCUCAAUGAGCUGGCCAGGAAUGCGUCGAUGAUAUUCUUAAACACAUUCCACGUACUUAACGGAGCCAUGCCUCUCGUUCCUGGGCUGAUAGAAGUUGGUGGGAUGCAUUUAAGCCUCGACAAGAAACCUGUACCUCAGGUAGGUAUUAUAUUUUUACAUAAAAGUACCUAUCCACAUAAAUCAGUGCUUCAUUUGUUACGACAAAGAAAAGAAUAUUGUAAAUACCUCCACACAUUUCCAAAAUAAAGGGUUUUGACAAACAGACAAAUGGACAGAAAAUGAAUAUAAGGUUUUUGUUUUUAGGGUUCCG